AUGCCUGACACCGAGUCUGGGCCACAAGACAAGCAAUUUCUGGUUGGCGACGAUGCAUUGACGAAUGAACAAAUCGACGCAGUAAACCUCCAAAUGCCAGAGAAAACGGCGAUCCAAAGCACACAGAAGGAGAGUAAUGAAAGGGCGACACUGCUCCAGAGAGCCCAAAGACUUUACAACAGGGUCACCACAUUUGGAUUUGGGAGAAGCCCCUGGCUGUUCCAGUCGCUAUCAUGUCUCCUUUCCGUCACGCUCUUGUAUUGUUUGAUCACGAUAGCGCUCACAUAUGGGAAUCGACCCUUGAACCAAUGGAGGACCACCAUGUUUUCAAUGAGUGCCCUUGUCUCUGUGCUUUCUACAGUUAUGAAGGGGGCAUUAAUGGUACCACUCGCAGAUACAAUUAGCCAGCAAAAGUGGUCAUGGUUUCGUCAGCCACUAGAAGGAAAACCUUUCAAGGAUGUCGAGCGAAUUGACAGAGUGUCAAGAGGAACAUGGGGCAGCUUCCAAUGGCUACUCAACUCCCCAAUGGCGUCCAAGAUAAUCAGUUUAGGGGCUUUCCUUACGAUUUUGACACUUGCUUUCGAUGUGUUUUCACAACAAUUCAUAAGCAUUGAUAUUCGAACAGUCCCAGACCAGCUUGGGACAGCGUACUUUCCGUGGGUUUACAACAAGACAGAGUACGAUCGACUCGCUUGGCUUGGAGCGAUGUAUAGUGGCUUCUUUAGCCAUGAAGUGCGGGAUCUUGCGGCGACAUGCUCAUCCAGUAACUGCACCUGGUCAGCCAUCUCUUCCGUUGGUAUAUGUGGUGCCUGCCACGACGUGACACAUACGAUGCCAACGAAUUGGAAGCAGUGUGAUGAUCAUCAAUGUCAAUACACUGGCACAUUUGUCUACAACGAGUCGGACCAUAUCGAUGGAUCAGGAGGCCGGAAUAUCUGGAUAGCGACAAAUUUGACCCUCAAUCACGAGUUCAACGUUACCGAGCCUUACAAAUGCCAAGAGUUGACGCAGCUCAACAAUGCAGCGUCAUUCGCAGUCGGCAGAGGCGAUGACAGGCUAUGGAAACUACUGGGAGUGUACCCCUACAUGAAUGGGUCCAUUGCUGAUGGCGAUACUAUGGAACCCAAAUCGAAUAGCUUCCUAAAAUCGGUGGAAGUGAUCGAGGUGCCGCGACUUGGAAGUGAUGAUGAGGGCAAUUGUCUUCUCAGCCAUGGCACAGCAGCAACCGUCACCCAAUGUGGCCUGUGGUAUUGCAGACAUGAUUUUGACGCUCAAGUAACUCUGGGCAUACAGAAUCAGACCAUGAGAGAAGGACCGCCAGCUUAUAGUCCCGACGGCAGCAAUGUAGAGUGGCUUAUCCCCGGUCCGGCCAAUACAACCCAUCUCCAUGUCGCGCGCAUCGGAUCAGAAUUGGAUCUGAGCCAUUAUCUGACAGGCAAUGGAAGCACAUGGUCCGUGAGCACAAAUAUGGGUGCACAGGUCUGGCAAUCUAAUCGCGAGGAUAGGGACGCAUGGAUUUCUAGAGUGGCAAAGAGUUUGUCCAACGAAUUACGUUCUCAGAACAAAGUUUCUAUGAGUAAUGGGACAGGGCAAACUCUGUUGGAAGAGGCGUAUAUCAAGGUUUCUUGGCCUUGGAUCGCAUUUCCCACUGCCACUGUAGUUGCCGUGGUAAUCUUAUUUGUGGUGAAUGUUGUUCACACUUCGCGAUCAGGAGUACCAGUAUGGACAAGUGGCUCGAUUGCUCUUGCACUGGCAGGAAUGGAUGGAGGCAUCAGAGACUUGGCGAAAGGCACUUAUGAUUCAUACCAUCAAAUGAUCGCCACGGUUGGUGAUUUGCACUGGUUGCAAGAAGCCCCAGAUCAGAAGACAUUUGUCCCCCAAUAUUGCAGAUACUCCGGAGAGAUCCGCAAAGACCUAAACAUCAAACAGACAGUCGGCCGCGCGCUUCAAUUCGCUAACAGCUCGCCCAAAGGCCCUGUAUAUGUUGCUGGAGCACGAGAGGCUAUGGCCGAGCUCAUUCAGCCAUAUGCCUUGGACCAAAACCAAUGGGGCCCCAUCGGUCCCGGCGCCCUCCCUGAAGAGGCUAUUCGUGACAUUUCUCAUGCGCUUGUUUGUGCCGACUCUCCUCUGAUCAUAACGGGGUACUCUGGUCGCGAUCGACAAACACCAAAACUUCUCGUGGCUCUCGCGGACCUUUUCCCCGGUAUACGCGUGCAGGAUGCGGGAGGUAGUCAUAUGUGCUUCCUUUCUCCCACAUUGCUUCAGAGGGCUUCUGUCUUGCGUCAAGUGAUUCCGUCCAACGCGCAGACACAAUCCUUCUACUUGAUUGCGAUGUUCCGUGGAUACCAUCUCGCAAUCCACCUCAGAAGCACGCCAAAAUCUACCAUAGAGAUAGCGAUGGGUAGAUCCAAUCAAUAG
Pestalotiopsis fici W106-1 is the source of this 2418-nucleotide messenger RNA. RefSeq lists its product as uncharacterized. The transcript has 3 exons. The coding region runs from base 1 to 2418 and encodes 805 amino acids. The record is from RefSeq and is a predicted model, not a curated record. Lineage: Eukaryota; Fungi; Ascomycota; Sordariomycetes; Amphisphaeriales; Sporocadaceae.